Messenger RNA from Pangasianodon hypophthalmus (striped catfish), 9018 nucleotides. RefSeq names its product ubiquitin specific peptidase 43b (gene usp43b). The record is from RefSeq and is a predicted model, not a curated record. NCBI's taxonomy places the organism in Eukaryota, Metazoa, Chordata, Actinopteri, Siluriformes, Pangasiidae. Bases 187 to 3828 code for a protein of 1213 amino acids. Gene Ontology annotation, biological process: protein deubiquitination. The transcript is spliced from 15 exons. Gene Ontology annotation, molecular function: cysteine-type deubiquitinase activity.
UGUGUGCGUGUGCGCGCGUGUGUACAAACAUGCGGGGAUUAUCGGCCGUGCUCUCCGGAGUGAGACGAGCAGCGCGUGCGUGAAUGACAACCAGAGAUAAAUGUGCGGCACGUCGCGUGUCUGGUCUAGCUCGGUUUCUGGCUAACUGUCCUCCUCGACAGUGUCUCGAGAGAAAUAACAGCAGCCAUGGAAAAGCGCGAGCAGCAAGUGAAAGGGACAUCGCGGAAAUCCAAGGCCACUAAGCACAAGGAUAAAAAGCGCGCUGUUGGGAAACCGUUCCGUAAGAAGUCUUUUAAAUCAGUCGGGACUUUCGUGGCGAGGAUUUUCAAAAGUUUAGGCGCCUGGACUCACAGCAGGGAGCCGCUGGACGCAGAGGACGAUGACGGCGGAUUCCGGGUCGCAGCGCCUUGUACCAAUUCAGCGACUGUGAAAGAAGACGAGCGGGACCGUGUAGUGAAAACUUCAACCCUUCAGUCGCGCUCUUCACUCAAAGACCGGCUUUCGUUCUCUUAUGGCGAUAAGACACCCGGUGUUCUGGGUCUGAAGAAUCACGGGAACACCUGCUUCAUGAACGCGGUGGUGCAGUGCCUGAGCAACACCGACCUGCUGGCUGAGUACCUCGGGCUGGAGCACUAUAAGAUGGAUAUAGGGGAAAACAUGAUGAAUCACGCGGAUAAAGUGAGGCGUGAUGACGCGCAGCUCGCGCCGGGAGAGGUGACUGAGCAGCUGGCGGCGCUCGUGAGGGCGCUCUGGACGCUGGAGUACACCCCGCAACUCUCAGUGGAAUUUAAGAUGAUUGUGUCCAAGUAUGGUUCUCAGUUCCGAGGGAAUUCCCAACACGAUGCUCUGGAGUUCCUGCUGUGGCUGCUUGACCGCGUCCAUGAAGACGUCAACUCCUCAUUAUCGUCUCCAAGUGGAAACAACAGGAUCAAACCCAAUGGAAAGGAUAAUGCAGGAGGGGAAGAAUUAGCUAUCUCUGAGCUUCCAGAUCAGCAGCCUGGUGUACGUCACAGCUUUGUACAGGAGCACUUCCAGGCCCAGUACAAGUCAUCUCUGACAUGUCCUCAUUGCCUUAAGCAGAGUCACACCUUUGAUCCCUUCCUUUGCAUCUCUCUUCCCAUCCCUUUGCGUCAGACCAGGCCACUGUGUGUGACUCUGGUGUUCAGCACUAAAGGGCAGAGGUACUUAAGAGUGGGACUGGCUGUGCCUUUAUUCGGCUCUCUGGCUUGCCUGCGCAGAAUGGUGGCAGAUGAGGGCAAGAUUUCCCCGGACCAAGUGAUUUUGACUGAAAUUUACACUACUGGUUUCCAGCGCUCUUUUUUUGAUGAGGAUGACUUGACCAGCAUCGCAGAAAAUGACAUCAUUUAUGCCUUCCAAGCCCCACCCCUUUACAUCAGGGGAGGAUCCACUAGAAUAUCAGGCUACCACCACAGUCUCCCUUCUUCCCCAUACUCCUCAUCUGGGCCCGAGGCUCAGAGACUGGCUGCAUCCGGGGCACUCUCCUCCGAGUUCCUCAACCAUGGAGGUGGAACAGCAAAGAUUCUCCUGCUGGUGUGUAAUGCAGCUGGAGUAGGCCAACAAGCUGUGAGGUUUGGUCCUCCAUUCCUGAUGAGAGAGGACAGGUCAGUAUCAUGGGAUCAGCUGCAGCAGAGCAUCCUCAGUAAGCUCUACUACUUGAUGAUCAGUGGAGCACAGCCACAGAAUAACAGAGUCCUGUUUAAGAUCCGUGUUGUUGGGGGAUCAGUGUCCUGUAGCUAUUUGAGUCCACAGGAUGGACGUCCACUUUACCAUCCUGCAGUAGACAGAGCUCUAAAGCUGUGUGGCUCUGGCGGUCCUCCACAUGUGAAGCUCAUUGUAGAGUGGGAACACAGAAUAAAAGACUGUCUCUUUGGUAACAUCCAGGAAGAGGUGGUGAAGGAUUGUGAGAGUGUACGUACCCAGCAGCAGCAACAUGUUCAGCAGCAUAGCUGCACACUGGACGAGUGUUUUCAACUUUAUACUAAAGAAGAGCAGCUGGCUCCAGACGAUGCGUGGAAGUGUCCUCACUGCAAGCAGCUGCAGCAAGGCAUGGUUCAGAUGAGUCUGUGGACACUCCCAGACAUCCUCAUCCUCCACCUCAAGCGCUUCAGGCAGGUGGGCGAACGACGAAACAAGCUCUCCACUCUGGUGCGCUUCCCUCUCACAGCCCUGGACAUGGCACCCCACAUGGUCAAGAGGAGUAACUGCACCCGCCUGCCUUCCACAUGGAAACAGCAGCUUCAUCAAAGGACUGAAACAGGACAACAUCCUGAGGACUUCCUGUACGACCUGUAUGCUGUGUGUAACCAUCAUGGAGGCAUGCAUGGAGGUCACUACACAGCAUACUGCAGGAACUCAGUGGAUGGCCAGUGGUACGAUUAUGAUGACAGCAGCGUAGAGCCGGUGCCUGAGGGGGAAGUGUGUACACGUGGGGCUUAUAUCCUCUUUUACCAGAGACGCAACAGCAUCCCUGCAUGGUCAGCUAGCUGCUCACUCCGAGGCUCUACAAGCUCCUCCAUGUCUAAUCACUGGCUUGUCCGUUUGACAUCUGUGUCAGAAGAAAGCCAAACCUUGAGUCUCACGACCAAGGCCUCUAGCUGCUCCUCAGCUCCUGAACCUCAAACGCCAACUUCUCCUGUUUUCUAUGAGCAGCCAAAAGGAGAUGCUGAUGGAUUUGAGUCAAGACCAUUUGUCCGUGGCACCCAGGGCCGUAGUGUAAGCCUGCGUUCACCCACCAAGAACAAGGACAACCUGAGCAAAGUGCUUCCUCUACGUUGGUCUUUUGGUUCCAAGGACCGUAAGAAAGUCACUUCUGUCCCUCAGACCACACCACCACGGCCUGGAGAACUGGUGGAGUACCUGGAAUCUGGACGGAGGCCACGGUGCACCAAGGAGCCCAUAGUGAGCCUGGUGGCUAGUCCUGCACAAGGUAAAGCCCAGCUUCCUGUGGAAGACUCGCUCAGCUCCCCUAGUGGCAGCAGCAGCUUUAGUGGAGCGGAGCGAGGAAGCUGUCGUGAGCCAGACUCACCUCGAGUACCUGAAGGCCAGAGCCGACCAGCUUCAGACAGAGGCACUACUAAAGGCAGAGAUGAAGGUUUACUAGCCAGGAAGGCUUCAAAGAGGAGGCAAGAGCAACACGGAAAGACUCAAGAUGGUCAGUCUCGUCGAGAAUCCGCUGCUGGGCUUCAGCCUGGGACUAGCACAGGUCAAAGUUUUGCAAACAGCACAAGUGAAAGCAAAGAUUCCACAUUAAAGCGAGUUUGGAACCAGCCAGCUGGAGCUACCAGGACUUUGUGUAGUCAAAACCAGCAAGAUGAUGUUGCAGGGAGCAGGAAUGAGGAGACUCAGGGCAUCCCAGCAUUCCUUAUGCCAAGCAAUGUUAAGAAAGACAGCCAGUCGAAGGACAUACGUGCCAAAGAAGCAGGUCAAGGAAGAACGCUAACAAAUAAGAGCUCGAACAAGCUGUCCAUGUCCAACGGCACUCCAAAUGGACUGGUAGUGGAGGAGAAAAAAGGCAGUGGCACCCAGAGGUGCAGCAGUGCACGGUACUACAACAAGACUCUGACCAAUGGAAGGGAAACCCACAGUGGCGGUGGGGGGGAUAUUAAGCGAGCGCUGAGCUCUUCCAGCCUUCAAAGCAGGCUGGAUCCGAAUCUGAGGAGGACGGUGUCCCUCCAGAGGAACGGGCUCAUGGUUCCUCCUCAGAAGGGACACACUACUGAUAAACCGUCCUACAAUACACUGCAGAGGAACAGAUAUAGCACCACUUCACUAGGCAGACAGAGACCAGUGCCCGAAUCCUGUUUCUGAUAUCAGGAUUGCUGAAGUGUGUGAGUGUUUGGUUUAGGUGCAAAUAAUUCCAGUUUGAGUGCCUCCCCUGAAGAGAAGAUACUUAGGGUACUUUCACCAAGGCUCCUGUUGAAGGCAAGAAUACAGAUACAACAAAAUUGCAUUUUUAAACAAAUCAUUUUUAAUUCUGUAACAGACCAGUUAAUAAUGUUUUUUUUUUCAUGUAGCCCACAAAUUAACAAGAAUUUGAGCUAGAUUAUUAUUUAUUUAGUUUAGCUUUUAUUCAGUGCAUCAUCUCUGCUGUGUCAUCUGAGUCUGUGUCAUACGAGUGCUGUGGCGCUAGACAGGAAAAGUAAUGGAAUCAUGAAAGAUUCACAUUCUUCUGAGUCACAUUAUGUGUCAGGCUUAUAAUAACUAGCUGUUACCUAAGGAAUGAAAACAUAACGGGACGUGCUGUUAUAGCAAAAUAAUCAACGACGAUGUAGAAUGAUGUUUGCUUACAAGAGUUUUAUUUAUCUUAUUCCACAGCAAUUUGCCAACGAUUACAAUUCUUUAUUUAUUACAGAACAAUAUGCCAUACUUUAUAUCGGUUUUAUAUUAAAUAGUUAUAUUUAAUGUCAUGGAACAUCUACGAAAAUGGGUUAAUUCCUGUUAUCACUUACGCUGUGGCAGCUAUAAAUAGUCGUUCCCACGCUUUAUCUUUAAAUUUAUAAGUUAAAAAAAAAUGCAGCUUGUUACAGAGAAAUCAUACAGAGCAAACUCAUCUGUCCUGAAGACUUUCCCGUGGCACGUCUGACUGUUACACGGUGCUGACACUGGAGACUCCUUCCAUAAAUGUUUGUUCUGUACAUCCCUGGAAAUGAGCUGUUACUAUAGCAACAGUAACUUAUUAGAACAAGCACAUUAAUUUAAAUAUAUAUUUGGCAGCGCAGCGGUAUAAGAGAAUAUAAUGUGAGCAUUAGCCAAUCAGGAGGGUUGAUAACAGUAGCUAACGACAUGAUAUCAGAUGUGAUCACAGCUUUUUGGGCAACUUUGAUGUACAGCUUUGUUAUCAAAACUAAGAAAUCCUAAUUAGUUUUUAUCCACUCCCCUUUAUUUUAUCCAGAAUAAUGGACGUAAGUAGGUUUGCUACCCCAUACAAACCAGGACAUUGGAAUUAUAUGUUGCUGUGUGAAAGUUCUGUGAAUUUCAGAUAUUCAUCCAUAAUGUUUUGACUAAAUCUGAUACAACUGAGAUUUAACCUUAUAUUUUUAUAUGUUUAAGGAAUAUUUUGGUGUAAUAUUUCUCACAUAUAUACAGUGUCACGUAAAUAACAUGUUCAUAAUAUUAACUCAUUUUUGCCAAAAAUGUUAGCUAGAACCCUAUAUUUAUAAGGUUUAAAUUUUGCAGUGAUUCCAUUAUAAGUGUAAUACAAGCAAAACUACCAGGUGUAAUAACUUUAGAAAUCCAACAUUAUAUUUUAUAGCAUAUUUUGCCUACAUACAUGUGUAAAACAUAGAGAUGCACUGAUACAGAUACUGGGAUCAGGUAUUGGAAUAAAUCCAUGGUCAUUUAUUUAUACUCGUAAAAAUGCUCCAAUACCAAUCUCUGAUUCCACGUGCUACCAUGUGACGUAAACCUAGUGUAUGUUGCAGUGUUACUGAACAGACAACACAAAAUAGCAAUUAAUGAUCGUCACGUGAAUACGUGUGAAAUCAUCAAGAGUACUACAGCAUCUUCCUGCAAUACGAGUAACCUGAUAAAACAUUUUAUGAUGUUUAAGCAGUAUCUUUAAUAGAGAUACAGCGAGAACGGCCGACCUGAUUGCGCAGAGCAGUAAGUGUUGUCAUUAAAAAGCUGCUGUAAAUUGUGCACACAAAGGUAUAUACUUGAGUGUGAAGCAGUGAAGUGAGCAUGCAGAGAAACUGUCACACAUGAGAGCACUUCAGUUUUGCGAGCACUGAGACACACACAUUCUCUUUCCUAUAGUUCUCCGGGGUCUACACUUUGCUCGUGACUGAAGGUGCAAUUCACAGCGCCUUGCACUUUUAAUGAGCACACUUGCUGAUACCGCUCUGCGUGCUCAGGCCAGCUGCCCUCAUGCUCUCUAUUAAGCAUACAAUUUAAACACCAUAAUACACUAUAUGGCCAAAAGUUUGUGGACACCUGACCAUUACACCUAUAUGUGGUUUUUCCCCAAACUGUUGCCACAACGUUGGAAGCACAGAAUUGUAUAGAAUGUCUUUGUAUGCUGUAGCAUUACAAUUUCACUUCACUGGAACUAAGGGGCCCAAACCUGUUCCAGCAUGACAAUGCCCCAAAGUGACAAUGACAAUGACAGUGCCUGCACAAAGUGAGGUCCUUGAAGACAUGGUUUGUCAAGGUUGAUGUGGAAGAACUCGAGUGUCCUGCACAGAGCCCUGACCUCAACCCCACUAAACACCUUUGGGAUGAACUGGAAUACCAAAUGCGCUCCAGGCCUCCUUGCCUGACAUCAGUGCUUGACCUCACUAAUGUUCUUGUUUCCGAAUGAGCACAAAUCCCCACAGCCAGGCUCCACAAUCUAGUGGAAAGUCUGCUCAGAAGAGUGCAGGUUAUUAUAACAGACGGCAAAGGAGGGGGGGACUACAUCUGGAAUGGGAUGUUCAUCAAGCACAUAUGAGUGUGAUAGUCAGGUGUCCACAAACUUCUGGCAAUAUAGUGUAUCUUAAACAUAAAACUCAGCACAAGGAGUUCAUUGGUAGCAGCACACGACAGACACAACCGACACAAACAGAACUGAAUAAAAUGUCUGAUUGAUGAAUACUAAGUAGGUUAUUCAUUUUGGUUUCAGUAUCAGUAUCGACAAGUGCCAAAAAUCACGCACUUGUACUCGUACUUGGCUGAAAAAAUGGUAUCAGUGCAUCCCUAGUAAAACUGAAACAUUAAAAUAUUUGUUCCAUUCUGAUUUUGUUUUAAAUUGCACUUUUAGCUUUGAUUUUCACAUAUAUUCUUGCAUAUUUUGUAUAUCUUGAUCUAUUUCUUAUAGCAUUUGUAACCUGAAAAAGCACAUGAGGAACUAACAGCCCCUUUCACAAACAUUUUCUGGUACUGUGUGUAUACAUGGUUCCAGACAAGCAAGGAUUUGAAAUAUGCUUCUUUGCCAAGCAGAACCUAAAACGUUUCAAGACAAAUUUAAAAAAAUGCUUCAGGGAACUGCACAGUGGAAGUGAAUUUGUGGAGAUGCUCUUUGGUGUGGUGCAGGAGUCAUGGUGCUCUCUGCAUUUUUUAGCUAAUAAUUUGUGGUUUUAAAUCCAAUAUCCACGCAGUUAUUUUUUUCAGAGCACAGAACCAGUUACUUUCCUAAUGUACACUAGUUGGAUCAACAAACACUUGGUUUGUUUCUUUUAAAAUAUACCAUAUGUCAGAUAAGUAUGCUAGAGGAGCUGAUAAGUAUGCAAUUAAAUAUACAACAUUUAUGCAAUUAAGUGCAGCAGAACAGAUCAAUUCUUACUAAAGACAGAAACAGCAGUCAGUGUCUAUUGGCAAAACAACUCAAAUGUUGAUUGUGAUAUUAUUUAAGUGCCUUUUUAUAAUGUUCUUGAAGGAGCAUUAGUAUUAAAGUUUUCUAUAUAGACACAUGCACACUCACAAAUGUGUUCUAGAUGGCAUGCACAGUUGUGUAUACACUGGUAUACAUAUAGACUCAAAUAUAGACUCAUCUGUAUAUUUACUCCGCACAUAGGACAGUAUGGCACAAACAAUAUACAGACCACACACACACACACACAUCUCUAUCAUCUCUCCAGUUCCCAUCCACAUGCAGUUAGAAAGAGCAGCAUCUGCAGCUGAUGUAUGAAUUAAGUUUUCUACUUUUUCAUCCUUUAUUCUGUCUGUGUGGUCAACAUAGCAAAGAUCUCAGAGUUUCCCAAAUGCCGUACACACUUUUAAAUAGCAACAUCACGUUGAACACUCUGUACCAGAUAAGACAAUCUGUUGAUUUUUGGGAAACUGGGCCUUUGUUCACUAAAUUAAGCUAAUCUAAGCUGUAGAUCUGGUAUAAUAUUAGUAUUGACAAACUGGAUGGUGUACAUUUUUUCACCUUGUUUGAAUUCAGCAGCAAUAUGUAGAUAUAUAGUGAGAGAAUUUGCACUUAACAUGUAGCCAAAAAGGCAGACAACAAUCCUUUUCUUUUUCUUUUUUUUUUCCCCAGUAAUUAGAUUAUGUGUGUGUGUGUGUGUGUGUGUGUGUGUAGAGAUUUCUGAGAGAGAGAUGUCAAGCUUUAGUCCUAUCUGCCCUGAAAAGCUAAGGGAUGUUAUAGUGAGUGGCACUGAAGAGGAACCAAAAUAUAUUUAACUUUAUUUUUUUCACUGAUGGAUUCAUUAUUUUUGAGCAAUGGUAUCUAUUUCCAUACAGGCUUCCUUCUGUACAGGCUUUCCAAGGAGUUUAGGCUUGUUUAAAGAUGCAGUAGAUAAGUGGCAGGGCUAUUAGUUUUUUAUUUAUAGUGAGCCAGUGGACAAGUAUCCUCAGUUAGCAAUCACCAGUGUUUCUUCUUCUCUUAUCCAACAACCCAAUGAAGGACUUUUUACAUUUUGCUAGCUACCAUUUUCUUUAGCUUAAUCAAUUAGAUUUCUGGGCACCUAGUUUUUCAGUCAAACCAGUAAAAACGCAACAGUUUCUGUUCGAGUGACCAGAAGGUUGUGAGUUCAAAUCCCAGUACUGUUAGAGAGCCACUGCUGAGCCAUUGAGUGAGACUCUUAACUGAAUUCUGCCUUACUUCUAAGUCACUUUGGAUCCAAGCGUCUGCCAAAUGAGUAACUGUAAAUGUAGUCAUAUACACUGUUACACAACUCCCUGGUUAAAUGACUAAAUUCUGGUUUUAAGACUACAAAAAAACAUCAAGCAUUUCCCGUUUCAGAUCAACAAAUAUGAUAAGAAUGAAUUCUGUUUGCUUUUGAAGUACUAUAAUGAAGGAACAUUGUUGCUGUUAAGGGUUAAAUGUUGUGGAUAUAUUUUUAUGCAAACUUUUGUAUUCAAAAACUUUUUAACUAAUCUGUAAUUAAUGUAAAUAAAGUUGUAAAAUUGUGUAAUUAAUCAUUUUGCUCAGAUACUGAUUAAAUGGCAAAAGACGGAAAUGAAACAGAUGUAAUCAACACACUGGAAAGAAAUCUACAUGUUUGUACUGUCACUUUAUAUAGCACAUUGUACUUUAUUUUUAAUAUAGCAAAUUAAACACUCUAUUUGUCACUGUAA